Sphaerodactylus townsendi is the source of this 4026-nucleotide messenger RNA. It is a transcript of the gene TTC21A, whose product is annotated as tetratricopeptide repeat domain 21A. Gene Ontology annotation, biological process: protein localization to cilium; intraciliary retrograde transport. Gene Ontology annotation, molecular function: protein binding. Gene Ontology annotation, cellular component: intraciliary transport particle A. NCBI's taxonomy places the organism in Eukaryota, Metazoa, Chordata, Lepidosauria, Squamata, Sphaerodactylidae. Bases 19 to 3969 code for a protein of 1316 amino acids. The record is from RefSeq and is a predicted model, not a curated record. The transcript is spliced from 29 exons.
GGUAGAUUUAGGAGCGGCAUGGCGGAGGCCGACCCUCAGCUCUUGGCUAAAAUUGUCUACUAUGCUCAAGAGAAAUAUUUCAACCACAUUGUCCAUUUGACAAAUAUAGAACUGUCAAAGCAUACUUAUGAUCCAGUGCUGCUGUUCUUCAAGGCGGUUGGAACCUUAUUUCUUGGCCGGAUCCAAGAAGGUAUCUCUCUACUCGAGAAUGCGCAGAAACGCCAUGUCGACGUUUCGUUAUGCUGUGUCCUGGGUCUCAUUCACGCACACAAGAAAUGUGAAAUUGUUGAUUCCACUGCUGUUUUGGAGUUACAGAACAAAUUAAAGGACCUGUGGAAAACUGCCGGCAGCAACGCCUUGUAUUACGCCGGGGUCUUCCUGUGGCUAAUAAAUCAGCACGACAAAGCCAAAGAGUACAUCGACAAAAUGCUGCAAAUAUCGAAUGGGACAAGAGAGGGCCUCAUUUUGAAAGGAUGGAUGUACGUAACUUCGGACAAACAGCAUUCUGUGAAGAAGUCUAUCAAAUACUUGGAUGAAGGGAUUCAAGACCAUGCAGAUAUAUUUGGGAUGAUGGGAAAGGCAAAAUAUUUCAUAGUACAACAAAAUUAUCCAGGUGCUCUGGAAAUAAUUAGUCAACUUGUGGUUACUUUUCCUUUCUUUACACCUGCCCUUGUCACCAAGAUGAGGUUACAUUUAGCCUUGCAAGACUGGGAGCAAAGUAUCGAAGAAAGUAAAAGGAUCCUAGCCAAAGAUGCCAACGAUAUUGAUGCGCUCCAGUAUACUGUGGUAUAUCAUCUUGCUAUGACCGGGAAUAUGGAGUUGGCCUUGCAACAACUGAAAGAGCUGAUGAGCGCUUUGGAGAUGAAAGAACCUCAAAGAUCAGAACUUCACCUUAAAAAAAUCCUUGUGGUCAGUAGACUGUCUGGGAAGAAUCAAGAAAUCCUGCAGGAAACGUAUGCAUUUGUUAAAAACUCCUAUAGCAGAAAACCGCACGUGGAUGCCCAGUUUGUGAAUGAACUAGGAUAUCAGUUGAGCCUUCAGGGGAAAUGGAAGGAAGCAUCCGGGUGGUACAGACAAGCUGCAGAGUUGGAUGAAAACACGACAGAAUCACUGACAGGUGUUAUUUGGUGCCUGGUGCUGGAAGGGAAGCUGGAAGAAGCAGAGCAGCAGUUGGAGUUUCUACGGGAAGUUCAGCAAUCAACCGGAAAAUCUGCCGUCUUGGCUUACCUCCAGGCUGUGAUCGUUUCGAGGCAACACAAGAACGAACAGGCGGCUACUACCCUGCUCAACGAAGCUGCAGACCUCCAUUUCUGUGCUUUGCAGGGUCUUCCUCUGAGCAUCGAAUACUAUGAAAAACUCAGUCCUAUGUUUGUGACUGAAAUUAUGAAGGAGUAUUUGGUCUUUUGUCCCAAGCAGCCUAGAUUACCUGGUCAGGUUUUAUCAUCUGUUCUUAAACAAUCAACUAUAAUUUUGAAUCCAGUCGUGAAAGCCGUUCCUGGGAUGAUAGAGCCUCUUUAUCUAAUGGCACAGGUUAAAUAUUUAUCAGGAGAAAUUGAAACUGCCCAGGGCACCCUGCAGCGUUGCCUGGAGUUGGACCCCACGUCGACCGAUGCCAAUCUUCUCAUGGCCCAGAUCCACCUGUUUCAGAGAAACAUUAAAGAAUGUGCCCAUUCGCUGGAAACAGGGGUCAGCCAUAAUUUCCAGCUUCGAGAUCAUCCCAUGUACCACUUCAUCAGAGCCCGAGCACUGAACAAAUCUGGGGACUAUCCUGAAUCCAUUAAAGUCUUGAAAAUGCUUCUCAGCUUACGUCAGCUGAAAGGGGAACCUAAAAGGGGCCCGGGACCUCUAAUAACCAUAGGUGAACAGGUUUCCAUAUACCUGGAACUCGCUGAAGCUCUUCGACUCAACGGGGAAUUGCAUGAAGCGACUAAGAUUAUGCAAGAUACCAUCAAUGAAUUUGGCGGGACCCCGGAGAAAAUCCGUAUCACUGUUGCCAAUGCAGAUUUGGCUCUCAGCAAAGGGGAAGUGGAUUUAGCGUUAAUGAUGCUGAGGAAUAUCACGCCGAACCAGCCAUUCUACAUUGAGGUGAAGGAAAAGAUGGCUCAGAUAUACCUUCACAUUCGAAAGGAUAAGAGACUGUACAUUGGAUGCUAUUGUGAGCUGUGUGAAAAUUUGCCAAGCCCGCAUACAAGCCUUCUCUUAGGCGAUGCUUACAUGAACAUUCAAGAGCCUGAAAAAGCUUUGGAAGUUUAUGAAGCAGCGCAGAAGAAAAAUCCCUUGGACGCAGCUGUGGCGCGGAAAAUCGGACAGGCCUACGUGCACACCCAUCAGUACAACAAGGCUAUCAACUACUAUGACGUCGCUCUCAAAAUGAGCGAGCAGGACUUCUUGUGUCACGAUCUGGCUAAUCUCCUCUUAAAGCUGAAGAAGUUUGGCAAGGCCGAGAAGGUCCUAAACCAAGCACUGGAUCAUGACCCUGUUGAUGAUGUGCCUUCCAUGAUGAAGGAUGUCAAGAACCUGAUGCUGUUAACCAAGGUCUACAUGGCAUCGAAGAAAGGAGAAAAAGUUCUGGAAACUUUGAACAAGGCAUCAGACACGCAGCAAAGAGUCCUCAAGCGGAUCCAGGUCGAACAGCCUGAACUGAUCCCUUCUCAAAAGCAAGUGGGGUUGGCAAUCCACAUUCAGUAUGCUGAAUUCUACCAAGCUGCGAAGAGAUAUGCAGAAGCCGUGAAGUACUAUAUCAGUGCCCUGUCCUUCGUGCCCACUGACAGUAAGGUAGUGCUCGAAUUAGCUCGCCUGCAUUUGAUACAAGGAGAGACAGAGCAGUGUGAGCAUUAUUGUUCUCUUCUGCUUCAAGAUGACAGCAACAGCGAAAUUGGAACAAUGAUGAUGGCAGAUCUUCUGUUUAGAAAAGAGAAGUAUGACCAAGCCGUCCAUCUGUAUCGAAACAUUCUGCAGAAAAUGCCAGAUAAUUUCUUAGUCAUGGAGAGCUUGAUUGAUUUGCUGAGGAGAAGCGGUAAACUUGAUGAAGCGACACCCUUUUUUGAAAUGGCAGAGCGCAAAUCAACCCGAAUACCUUUGGAGCCCGGCUAUAACUACUGCAAGGGAUUGUAUUGCUGGCACAUGGGGAAGCCGAAUGAAGCCCUGAAGUUCUUCAAUAAAGCCCGUAAGGAUAAUGACUGGGGCCAGAAAGCCCUUAAUAAAAUGAUUCAGAUCUGCCUAAAUCCUGACGACGAGAUAAUCGGCGGAGAAGCUUUUGAGAACCAAAAUGGGGAUGCGAGUAUCCUAAAGGAAAAGAGGGAAUCUGAGCAGCACGGGAUCCGCACAGCAGAGAAGCUCCUCAAGGAGUUUUACGCCCACUCCCAAGAGGGUCACAAACAAGAGGAGAUGUUGCGCAACUACUGUUUAAUGGCUACCAAAGAGAAGCAUAAUGUAGACAAGGCCUUAGAUGCAUUUACAAUUUUGGCACAGAAGCAGAUGGAAAAUGUGUCGGCGAUACUGGCCAUGGCUCAAGCAAACCUGAUUCUCAAGCAGACGGCCAAAGCCAAGACCCAGCUGAAGCGGCUGAGCAAGGCUGCUUGGUCUUUGACGGAUGCCGAAGAGCUGGAGAAGGGUUGGAUUUUGUUGGCCGACAUCCAUUGCACAAAUGGCAAAUACGACCUCGCCACGGAACUGUUAGACCGCUGCUUACGGUACAAUAAGUCGUGCUCUAAAGCAUAUGAAUGCUUGGGAUUUAUCGCAGAAAAGGAAAAGGCCUACAGAGAGGCGGCGGCCAACUAUGAGUUCGCUUGGAAAUACAGCAACCAAUCAAAUCCUGCUGUUGGAUUUAAACUUGCCUUCAAUUAUCUAAAAGAUAAGAGAUACGUGGAAGCGAUAGACGUCUGCCAUGUUGUGCUGAAGUUAUGCCCAGACUAUCCAAAAAUUCGAGAAGAAAUUUUGGAAAAGGCCCAGACGGCUCUCAGACCUUAGAACUUGUGAUUGCAUCUUCUCCCGCACAGCCUAAAAAUCUGUCAGCGGCAUUUGAAC